GAUUUCGAUACUGUGAUAUUGUCGAUAUUUCGAAAAAAAGAUUGAACGUGCAGUAUUACUUCAAGAUUUAUCGUGCGACUUCAAAUUUUUUGUCUACAAUAUUUGUGAUUAUGGAGAUUCAGGAUAUUUAAUAAUAAUAAUAAUAAUUUGUAUGAAGAAAGAAAAUUGUUUGUAACAAAAAAAUAAUGUGGUAAAAUUAUGGACGACCGGUUACAUCCCCUCAUUCGUUUUCAGUUCGCUUAAUCUCCUCAAUCUCCUUUAGUUAGUCGAUAAAACAGAAAAUGUUAGGAAAAAUUACGUUUUCGUAAUGUACAUACCGACAAUGCGAACGUAGAUUUUCGCGGCUUGUACAGGUUGGAAGAUCAUCAUCCAGAAACGCGAGUAGUAGAUCUGUUGUUAGUAGGAAUUAUCAACUGUAUGGAGAUUUAUCGGAGAAAAAUUAUUAUUUGAACUAUGGAUUCUCCACCUGCUUUGGAAACUGUCUAUCAAGCUGUAUAUUCUUUAUACAAUAAUUCUAAUCCAUCCGAUUCUGGGAAAGCAUCAUUAUGGCUUGGAGAAUUGCAAAAAUCAGUAUUUGCAUGGAAAAUAUCUGACGAAAUGUUGCAGCAAAAGAGAGACAUAGAGUCUUGUUAUUUUGCUGCACAAACUAUGCGUACAAAAAUACAAUUAUCCUUUCAUGAGUUACCCCUAGAAGCUCAUACUUCUUUGCGUGAUUCUUUGAUGGAACAUAUAUCACAAAUUAAUGAACACACCAAUUCUGCCAUUGUUACACAGUUAUGUUUAGCAUUGGCUGCUCUUGCGUUACAAAUGUCAUCCUGGCAGAAACCUGUUAUAGAUUUAAUUAACAGGUUCGGAGGAACAAGCAGCAGUCUUUGGCCAUUACUAGAGAUUAUGACUGUACUUCCAGAAGAAGUAAAGUCAAAAUCUCUUAGAUUAGGAGCCAACAGAAGACAACACGUAUUGGUAGAACUUAUUGCAACAGCUGAUACAGUUACAGAAUUCUUGAAAAUGUGUUUAAAAGAUGGGGGUGAUAAUGUACAAAUACGGGUUACUAUUCUUCGAUGUUUUACUAGUUGGAUUACUGUUCGUGCUAUACCUCUUCAGACUAUACCAACGAGCGAAGUUGUGACAUACGUGUUUCAAGUAUUGGGUAAUCAUAUGGCUGGUUCUCAAUUACAUGAAGCUGCUGCUGAUUGUAUGUGUGUUAUCUUACAAGCAUUAGAAGAAGAUAGUAAUAAUAGUCGAGAUAAUAAUAGCGAACCAAGUGCUCAAUUUCAACAAUUACAAAUGUGUCUUUUUAGUAAUGUAAUGGAUUUAGAACAACCAUAUCAUUUAUCUGUCGUUCACGAAGAUAUGGAAAAAUCUAUUAAUUAUUGUCGCGUUUUUACGGAAUUGGCCGAAACAUUUAUCGAUACUAUUAUAGAAGGUAGCGUGGAUAGAAAAAGUCAUUAUGCUAUCAAGAUUCUUGAUCUUGUUCUCAUAUGUCUUGGGCAUCACGAUUAUGAAGUCGCACAAAUAACUUUCCAUCUUUGGUAUCGAUUAUCGGAAGUCCUUUAUCAAAAAAAUGAUGAUGAGCUCAAUCUCGUAUUUCGACCGCACAUUGAACGAUUAAUCGGUGCUCUUUGUAGGCAUUGUCAAAUGGAACCAGAUCAUCUUGGUUUAGUAGAAGAAGGUGGAGGAGGAGAAGAGUUUGCAGAAUUUAGAAAUCGCGUAUCAGAACUCAUAAAAGACGUAAUAUUUGUAGUUGGCAGCAGUCAUUGUUUCAGACAAAUGUUUUCUUCAUUAACAGGUGGUCCUGGUCCACAAGGACUACCACCCGUUCAAACUCCUACAUGGGAUUCUAUAGAGGCUGCCCUUUUUGUAAUGCAAGCAGUUGCUAAAAAUAUUCUACCAGAGGAAAAUGACGUUGUUCCAAAAGUAGUUGAAGCAAUCCUUAAUUUACCAGAAAACACUCAUAUUGCUGUACGACAUACAAGUAUUCUUUUGUUAGGAGAGUUAUGCGAAUGGAUAGACAGUCAUCCACAAACGUUAGAACCAAUAUUAAAUACUUUAUUGGCCUGUCUAAGUCAGAAAGGAUUAGGAACUGCAGCAUCCGGUGCACUUUUAAGCAUUUGCACUGCAUGUGCAAUACGUAUGGGACCACAUUUCCCAGGAUUGUUGCAAAUUGCACGCUCUCUUGAUAGUUUUGGAAUAAGUAACGAUUCUGCUAUUGGAUUGCUAAAAGGUACGGCAUUAGUUCUGGCAAGAUUACCAAGAGCAGAAAUUACCCCAGCAAUGAAAGAAUUGUGUUGGUUUCAAGCUAUACCACUUUGUGAGAUUCUACAAAAUAAAGUAUCAAUAGAAAAGGGAACAAAGACUGAUCCUGUGAUAUGGUUAGAUAGAUUAGCAGUAAUAUUUAGGUACACUAAUCCUCUAAUCCGGGAUACAAACGAACCACAUCCUUGUCAGAAUGUUGUUACUGAAAUGUGGCCAGUAUUGUCAAAUGUAUGUACAGAAUAUCAACACGAUGCAAGACUUAUGGAAAGAUGUUGUCGUUGCUUAAGGUUCGCUGUUAGAUGUGUAGGCAAAUAUUCCGCACAUCUUCUUGAGCCACUUGUAAAACAGAUUGUACAAUUAUAUUCCGCUCAUCAGCAUAGUUGUUUCUUAUAUCUUGGUUCCAUAUUAGUCGACGAAUAUGCUUCUGAAACAGAUUGUUUGCCAGGAUUAUUGAGUAUGUUGGAAGCUUUUAUUGGACCUACUUUUACAAUUCUUCAACAAGAUGACGGUUUGAAAGAUCAUCCUGAUACUAUAGACGAUCUUUUCAGAUUAUGUGCUAGGUUUCUACAAAGAGUACCUAUUCCUUUUCUACAUUCAUCAAUAAUCGGCAGUGUAAUUGACUGUGCUUUGAUGGCAUGUAGUUUAGAUCAUAGGGAUGCUAAUGCCUCAGUAAUGAAAUUCUUUUAUGAUCUUUUAUAUAGUGGUAGAAUGCUUCAGUCACAUCCUGAUUAUUCGAUACGACGACAAUUAGUGAGAGGAAUAAUAUUAGAAAAAGGUCAAACAUUAGUUAUGAGACUUCUUCAUGCUUCUGUAUUCUCUUUAUCUUCGUACAUGUUAUCCGAUGUUGCGGACGUUAUGGUUGAACUUAAUUUAGCCGAUAGGCAGCUUUCGUCAAAAUGGUUAGAAGAAGCUAUAAAAUCAAUGCCAACUCAAAAUGCGGAUGGAUCUCCUACGGCAACGAACGAACAACUUGUUGAAUUCCAUAAUACUGUUACAAGAGCUGAUACAGCUAAACCUGUGACAGUUGCCCUAAGAUACUUCGCGCGUUUAUAUCGUUGAUGCAACUUGAUUUUUUAUCAAUGAUUAACAAGAACUAAUAACUAGUAAAGUUCUUCCAAAAUGCAAUACCCCUAUGCAAUUACAACUGAAAGUGAUGAGAACUUACAAGGGUGUUGUUAAUUGGUAAGUUAACUUUAUAUAACUGUUACGAAAAAAAAAGCAGUUUCGCGGAAAUCUAUAUAAUAGACGUACAUACAUGCAACAUACAUACAUACAUACAUUCAUACAUACAUACAUACAUACAUACAUACAUUUGUGGUCUGUGUGUGUGUAUAUAUAUAUAUGUGUAUGUAUGUAUGUAUAUAUAUAUAUAUAUAUAUGUUUAUUCUAUCUAUAUUCAUUUGCAAAGUAUGUAAACAAAUUUUAUUUCUAUAAUAAAUUAACAUUUAACAUUUGAAUUUAUUUAUUUUAUUUUUCUUUUUUUUUUUCAAGCAUUAUGUCGUUUUAAAAAAGAAUUUUUUAAGAUACAAUUUAUUCUUUUAGUUUUUAUGUAUAUAUAAUCGCACAAAUAUACAUAAACAAAAAUUGAAAAAGAAUAAAUGAUAAAAUAUAAUUUUUGAUAGAAACACCAAAUGGGUGAAUUAUUCUUUUGCAUAAAAACUUUUUUAACCGUUUAACUAUUUCAGAAUUAUAUUUCUCUUUUUUUUUUAUAUUGCCUAUUAUGUAAUAGAUAAAUAUCUAGUCAUCUCUUACGGAUUUUUUUUUUUUCUUUUUGGUUAAUAAAUCAGAUCAAUAUAGCUGUUAGUAGUGAGAAAAUAUAAAUACAUACUUUGUAAAAUGAUAUGGAAUUAGUAGAAUACUUCGGACAUUUAAUGACAAAUUUUUGUAUUUUCUUUCAAUCUUAUUAAUAUUAUGAAACACAUAAUUACAUUUUAUUAAUUUGAUUGUAAUAAACAUACAUAAACAUAUAUUUUCUUAUAAAAAUAUUUUAGAGAAAGAGGGAUGGAAAGUAAGAAAUUUAUGUAUACAUGCGUCUAACUUGUCUCAACUAUAAGGGAAAAGAGAAAAAAAGAAAAAAGAAAGAAACAUUUUAAAUCAAAUUGUAAUACGCAAUUUUUAUUUUCCAUCUAAUUCGAAAAAAGUCAUAACUUUAUUUAAUCUUUUACACUUUGGAGACAAAGAUUUUAUAAUUAUAAUAUAACGAUUAACAUGAUACAUAAAUUGCAGAGUAUCUCAGUUAUGAAUUUAUUAACUCUCUAUAUCAUUAUUAUAUUUAUGAAAAACUAUGGAUUGAAAAUGUACAAGCGUAUGAUAUUGAAAUCAAUUUAUAUAAAAUUUUCUUCGAAGAAUAUACUCGAGUGAAAAUUCUUUCAUUGAAAAUUUAUGUAAGAUUGUAUUGAAAAAAAAAGUUUUUGACAUUUCAUAUAAACAUAUUGAACUUCUUAAGAAAAAAAGAAAAGAAGAAAAAAACUGCUUAUUCUUUCUAUACGACUACAACAACUAUUUCAUAAAAAUUUCAAAGCGAUGCGUUAGAGAGAAUCUUCUAGAAAAAAUUCUUCCGUACUGUUUCUUUACAAUUGUGGGGUAUAAUGAUAAAAAUCUACACAGAAAAGUUUUAAUUUAAUGGUGUAUAAAAAUGUUAUUAUACUAAUAUAACAACUUCGUAUUAUAGUUCCAAACUAUUACUAUUACUAUUACUAUUACUAUACAGAAAUAAAAUCUGUAUGUGUAACGACUGCUUUUCUGUGUAAUAAAAAUCAUAUUUAUAUAAGGAUAACGCAAUUAUAAAUAUAAUACACAUUUAUAUAAUAGAUAUAUAAAAAUAAGUCUAGAAGCUUACAUUCUUGAUAUAUUUAAUUUAACAAGCUAUAAGAGCACACUAUUCUUAAAUUGUACAGAUUGGUUACGAAAGCAAAGAUAAAGUUCAAGUUUGUCAUGGAAUGUUAUUGUGUACAUAUAGCAUACUUUAUAGUAUGGAACUUAAGAUACUAUGCAGGACUAUCUUUAACAUACUAUCAUUGAUGUUUAAACUGAAAUUCAAUUGUGAUGUACAUCGAUAUAUAUAUAAAUACCGAUUUAGCAUUUAUCAAUGACAGUUUAAACGCUGCUUCAUUUUGUAAUAACAGAUAAUGAAGAUAAUUGAAAUAAAGCGAUAUUUUUUACCUAAAUAAAUAAAUAAAUCAAUAACAAAUAAAUAAAUCAAACAAUCAAUCAAUCAAUCAAUCAAUCAAUCAAUCAAUCUAUCAAUCAGUGAGUCAAUCAGUAAAAUAACUUUUACUCGACUCACAACGAAUGUAAUUAUUAAUCUGAUUAAUUUAAUUAGAAAAUAGAAUAUAAUGAAACGAAUUUAAGGACAUUAUGCCAACGUGUACACUUCUCUCAUACGAUACAACAGCACACGGUUUCUUGCAGACAACACGCGAAGAAUGCAGAGUGGCACGAUGCACGGCUCCGACAUUCCAAGCUCAGGAGGUGAUUCACGAUCAUUUCAUCUAUCUAUGGAACGACUGGCUCGUAGACUUAAAACGUUUCAUUCUAAACGUGCCAUGCAAAUGUAGUUAUGCUCAUUAAAAAAGUUAUCAGAAAAUUUUA
Vespa crabro (European hornet) is the source of this 5847-nucleotide messenger RNA. RefSeq names its product transportin-3 (gene Tnpo-SR). Gene Ontology annotation, cellular component: cytoplasm; nuclear membrane. The record is from RefSeq and is a predicted model, not a curated record. The transcript has 18 exons. Gene Ontology annotation, biological process: protein import into nucleus. Bases 454 to 3315 code for a protein of 953 amino acids. Lineage: Eukaryota; Metazoa; Arthropoda; Insecta; Hymenoptera; Vespidae.